AUGAUUUUUGCUUAUCGUACGAUCGAAGCCCCUAUCAGAGAAGAGUCGAUGUCUCUUGCUCAUCAAAAUUAUGCGGUAGAAAUAUGGGAACAUGAAAAGUCUUCUUCAGCUGGUCUCAAAGUUAUCAACUGUGAUUUGUUGAUUUAUAGAGAAUUUAUUGCUUUAACUUGCGAAGACACAGAAAAGAACGCGAGAGCUUUUGUAACAAUUCAUUCGUUUUCAUUUUAUUCACGAUCUACAUGUUUGGUGGAGGGCCUGGUACUUGUGGGAGAAGAAGAAGAAGAAUGCCGGUUUUUGGCGCCGCAAUUAAAAAUUCCAAAACAUGUCAGCGAUAUGUUAAAGUAUCGAGUUUCGUUGAUGAUCAUUAGCUAA
This is a messenger RNA of Clunio marinus, 372 nucleotides long. Lineage: Eukaryota; Metazoa; Arthropoda; Insecta; Diptera; Chironomidae. The record is from the annotation of a GenBank genome assembly.